This is a messenger RNA of Plutella xylostella (diamondback moth), 2152 nucleotides long. RefSeq lists its product as uncharacterized. The record is from RefSeq and is a predicted model, not a curated record. NCBI's taxonomy places the organism in Eukaryota, Metazoa, Arthropoda, Insecta, Lepidoptera, Plutellidae. Gene Ontology annotation, biological process: regulation of transcription by RNA polymerase II. Gene Ontology annotation, molecular function: DNA-binding transcription factor activity, RNA polymerase II-specific; RNA polymerase II cis-regulatory region sequence-specific DNA binding.
UUUUUAUAGUUUUUUUGGAAUUUAACAUUGUCUUUUUCAAUUUUCAUUUGUCUCGUGGCGAUUCUUUAUAAGCUGUAUUUUUAUCACGGUAGUGUUACCUUCUCGUUAACGUACUCACUCAUCAUUUCCACAAGUGAGCAGCAAAGAUGGAGGAUGACAUAGACAUAGAGGAGCAUGAUCUGUUGAACGACCCAGCCUUGAGGAGUGUGUUUCCAGAUCUUGCCAUUGUCAAACAUGAAAUCAUUGAUUUUUAUAUUAUCAGUGAAGAGACAAAUGAAAAUGUAAAGGACAGCCAGUCAGAGGUAAACAGUUGGAAUAUUCCUGUUGUGUGCUCUGCUCAAGAUGUAGACGUUAAACCUGACAUCCUACAUACGGACAUUGAUGCAAUCAUUACUCUGAACAGCAAUGCAUCACUAACUGACAAAUCAGGGUUUCGUAUCAAGAAGGAAGCAGAAGACUUUGUAUCGAAUAAUUGUUGUAUGCCUGUAGCAGACAGUUUGAUUGUUUCAAAUGAGAGGCAGUGUCAUUCCGACGUUGUUAAAGUAGAAAGAUCAGAAGAAAUAGAUAAAAGAUAUGGAACGAGUGACACUCAUGACAUAUUUUACAAAAAAGAAAUAAGAAACAAUAAUCCGCAUAUUAGCACAGGAAUGAUCUCUGUUCAAGUUAAAGGAGAGAGGAUAACCAAACAGUGCAAUGAAAUGAAGGAGUCUCUUAAAGUAGUUUUAACUGAUUGCUAUACAUCUCUAUUGAACAACAACUGUUACUGUGCUCAGUGUGCAGUGUUGUUCCCCACCACUGAAGCGUAUAGUGAACAUUACACGAGCACACACACCGAGACCACCUACUCAACUAAAGCCUCGGCUUCUCUUGUAGUUCGUAAAAGAAGUAAGGCUUUCGAAUAUAACAUUAGCAAGAAAAAAAUAGAGGACCAAACAAAUUUAAAUACAAAACCAUUUGAGUGUGAGAUUUGUCAAAAAGCUUUUAGGCACUCUAAUAAUUUGGACAGACACAUGAAAUUAGUUCAUACUUUAGAAAAGCAAUUCAAAUGUGACAAGUGUGAGAAAACGUUUACGUUAGAAGAAAGACUGAAAAGUCACUAUUUACUUCACACAGGUGAAAAACCAUUCGAAUGUAAAACUUGCAAGAAAAAAUUUACACUAAUGAGUUAUUUAAACAGACACAGUCAAGUUCAUAUGGAUAUAAAGCGAUUUGAAUGUAAGACUUGCAAAAAAAGAUUUCGUGAAUCAAGAGAUUUGCAUCUGCACGAGUUUAUUCACACUGGUGUAAAGCCAUACCAGUGUAAAACAUGCAAGAAAGGAUUUUCACAGAUGGGCAAUUUGAAUAAACACAAUUUAAUUCAUACUGGUGUUAAACCAUUCGCGUGUGCUACUUGUGCGAGAGUAUUCAGGUAUUCCCAUCAUUUGAAGCGGCACAAUUGUAAAGGAUAGCAAUUAUUACAUUCAAGACCCACCGGCUCCAAUCUGGCCGUUUUAAUCCGCACUUUUGACAUAAAUAUAAAAGUAGUAAUAUAAAGUAAUAUAAAUCCGAUAGCAUUGUUAACGAAAAUUAAUAAUGUGAAGGUAAAAUCGAUCACCAUCAUCACCAUCAAUCAGCUGACUGCCAACCUCCAAUAGUGGAGAGGCACUUGAAGAAGAAGAAGAUCAUAAAUCAAGGAGAGAAGUGUCCGCCGCACCGAGACGCCACCCCAAGUGCCAUCGAGAGACUGCAGUCCGCCAGGAGACGCACUUCAAGUCGUUUAGUACUCUCAUUCCCGCAGCCCUUAUCAUGAAUUUUCAUCGUGAACGUGAAGUAGAAUUCAUCGAGUAAUUUUGUAUGAAAAUAUGAACAGCGCCCCUGGCGGUCGGUAGCAGAACUAAAAUUUCUCUACAAAAUUCAUCGAGUAAUUUCGCGUCACGUUCACGAUGUAAAUUCAUGCUAAGAGGUCUGAAGGUUCUCCUGAGCAAGGACUUUUGGCCAGUGGGAAGUGUUUCGACGCUAUAGGGAAGCGAAAAGACAGUGAAAUCCCCUGAGAGUGCUAGAGUAGAAUCGAAAACAAUAGAAAAUCAGUUCAGUGUUACAGUCUGACGAAUCCAAGGAACAUAACACCCCACUGAUGUCGUCCUCCACGCCCAGUAUCGAGCCCCGACGUCUC